AUGGCGGCCCCAGCACGGAACCCGUUCCGCGCACGGUCUUCGGACGCUGUUCAGGCGCCGGACCACUACCAGUUACGCCAGGUGGCACCAACAACAAUAAUGGCGGCAAUGCCGCCGGCAAUAUCAGCAAUAGGAACAACAACAAACGCGGUGACAAAUAGUCAGCCGGGCGGUUGGGAUCUGGCCGGCCCCGGAACCUCGCUCCUCGUACUAUCCAGCCAACGGCUGCCGCUGCGUAACCGGCAAGGGCAACCGAACCUGUCGCCGUGUUCCAGCCGCAAUGCGGCAUCCAGCAGGCCUUUUGCCAGGGGUCCUGGGACUCAAGUCAUCCCAGAAACAUGCCUAGACGACUGCCUGGUGGAGAUGCCUGAUGCACACCUACUGGGAUCUGGUGCACCCGAGUUAGCACUGCAGCUUGUUGGGCCUGAUGGCAAUGGUGGGCAGGAGGUGGAGAAGGGUGAGGAUGAGGAAGGGGACGAGGAGGUGGAUGGGGAGGCAGAGGAGAUCUAG
Volvox carteri f. nagariensis is the source of this 510-nucleotide messenger RNA. RefSeq lists its product as uncharacterized. The record is from RefSeq and is a predicted model, not a curated record. NCBI's taxonomy places the organism in Eukaryota, Viridiplantae, Chlorophyta, Chlorophyceae, Chlamydomonadales, Volvocaceae. The transcript has 4 exons. Bases 1 to 510 code for a protein of 169 amino acids.